Molecule: messenger RNA, 558 nt
Organism: Zea mays
Lineage: Eukaryota; Viridiplantae; Streptophyta; Magnoliopsida; Poales; Poaceae
Product: casein kinase 1-like protein HD16
Exons: 5
Coding region: 25-558 (177 amino acids)
Source: RefSeq, a predicted model, not a curated record
UUUACAAACCUUUGGGCACUCAUCAUGGACGCAGGAACUGGUUUCUGUUCUCAGGUUUAUGAGCUCUCACCAGUUUUCCUCCACAAGGACUGGAUAAUGGAGCAGUGGGAGAAAAGCUACUACAUAACGGCAAUUACUGGAUCAUCCAACGGGAGCUCAUUGGUUGUCAUGUCCAAAGGAACUCCUUACACCCAGCAAUCAUACAAGGUUAGUGAGUCGUUUCCUUACAAGUGGAUCAAUAAGAAGUGGAAAGAAGGGUUCCAUGUGACAUCCAUGGCCACCGCUGGGAAUCGCUGGGGCGUAGUCAUGUCAAGGAAUUCAGGGUUCUCUACUCAGGUUGUAGAGUUGGAUUUCCUGUACCCCAACGAAGGCAUCCACCGACGCUGGGAGAGCGGCUACAGGAUAACUUCCACGGCGGCCACCAACAACCAAGCCGCUUUCAUCCUGAGCAUGCCAAAGCGGAAGCCGAUGGACGAGACCCAGGAAACGCUCCGGACCUCCGCCUUCCCCAGCUCACACGUCAAGGAGAAAUGGGCCAAGAACCUCUACAUCGCUUAG